AUGGCCGAGGUGGACCAACUGCCCACCUUUGGCGCUGAGUUGAAGGAUGGGUUCAAGCCAGCGAGCGCCUGGGUAGGCCAUGGCAUCGGCUGGCUCGAGGAUAUCCAGCAGUUUUACCGAGAACGGUCCCUCAUUGAGAAAGAAUACAGCGCCAAGCUCAGUGCCUUGGCAAAGAAGUACUUUGAAAAGAAGAACAAAAAGGCCUCCCCGUUGAGUGUUGGUGAUACCCCGAGCAUGACGCCUGGCUCGUUGGAAAGUGCCUCACUGACAACGUGGUCUACCCAACUGACUACUCUCGAGUCUCGCGCCGCAGAGCACGACAAAUACGCCAGUCUCCUCGUCUCGCAGGUGGCCGAACCCCUAAAACACCACGGCGCACGCUUCGAAGAGCUUCGCAAGAAGCACGCGGAAUACGCGGACAAGCUCGCCGCCGAGCGCGACUCGUCGUACGGCGACCUCCGCAAAGUCAAGGCAAAGUACGACGCCGUGUGCCAGGAAGUGGAAACGCGGCGCAAAAAGUCGGAAUCGCACUACGACAAGGCCAAAGCCCAGAGCGCCUACCAGCAGCAAAUCUGCGAGAUGAACAAUGUCAAAAACAGCUACCUCGUUGCCAUCAACGUCACCAACAAGCUCAAGGAAAAGUACUACCACGAGUACGUCCCCGAGCUCAUGAACAGCCUGCAGCAUCUGAGCGAGUUCAAGACGUCCAAGCUGAACGGGCUCUGGGCGCUGGCGAGCCAGCUCGAGGGGAGCAUGCUGCGGGAUAGCCAGGCCAUGGUGGAGCACCUGGGCCACGAGGUGACGAGAAACUUGCCGCACCUCGACUCCGUCAUGUACAUGCGGCACAACAUGGGCACCUUCCAGGAGCCCCCCGACAAGGAGUUCGAGCCCAGCCCGGUGUGGCACGACGACGCCGCCAUGGUGGUGGACGAGACGGCCAAGAUUUACCUGCGAAACGUGCUCAGCAAGUCCAAGUCGCAGCUGGGGGAGCUGCGGCGCGAGGUGGACAAGAAGCGACGAGACGUCGACUCGGCCAAGACGUUGCAGCGGCGGGCUCGAGCCGGAUCCGAAGCCAAGGACCAGUUCGAGGCGGCGCGCUCGUUGCUCGCCAUGCAGGAAGACCUGCACUCGCUGGACCGCCAACGGCUGACGGCCGAGGUCGAGACGGGCACCAUCACGGCCGUCGUCGGCGACGUCACCCUGGGGGCCAAGAACCACAACUUCAAGAGCCAAAUGUUCAAGAUACCCACAAACUGCGACCUGUGCGGGGAGCGCAUCUGGGGCCUGAGCGCCAAAGGCUUCGACUGCAGGGACUGCGGCUACACGUGCCACGGCAAAUGCGAGAUGAAGGUGCCGGCCGACUGCCCCGGCGAGCAGACCAAGGAAGAGCGGAAGAAGCUCAAGGCCGAGCGCCAGGAAGCCGCCAACCGGCUGGUCGCGCCAAGCCCGGCCGCGCCGGCCCACGUCGCGGACACCCCCCCCGACCUGUCGAGGUCAAACACCAUGACGUCGCUCAGCCUGCACUCGGCGAGGAGGUCCGUGUCUGGGCCUGGACCGGGAAUCGCCGGCGACUCGGACGCGGGCGACUCGCCGUCAGCAGCCAAACCCGCGACGAGCACCCGCAAAAGAAUGGCAGCUCCGCCACCGGCAGCCUACAUCAGCGAGAUGCCGGGCGGCGGCGGGCUCGACGGAAGCGCCGACGCGGAGGACAUGAAGAGAGGCAGGAUGCUGUACGCGUUUGACGCCAACGGCGACGGAGAGCUGUCGGUUGCCGAAGGCAAGGAAGUGAUUUUGCUAGAGCCCGAUGACGGCUCCGGCUGGGUCAAGGUCCGCGCCGGCCACAAAGAGGGCGUCGUGCCGGCCACAUACGUCGACCUGAGCACCUCUCCAGCCUGCGCGCCCGCCCGCCCCGAGUCGACCUACUCCAACUCGACGGCGUCUUCCGCAGCACCGUCGGCAGGCGCGGCGGGCAAGAAGAAGGGCCCGGCGGUGGCGCCCCGGCGCGGCGCCAAGAAACUCAAGUACGUGGAGGCGCUGUACGAGUACGCGGCGCAGAGCGCCGACGAGCACUCCAUGGCCGAGGGCGAGCGUUUUCUCCUCGUCAGGGCGGACCCGGGCGACGGGUGGGUGGAGGUGGAAAAGGCGGGCGUGACGGGCAGCGUGCCAGCCUCGUACGUGCAGGCCGUGUAG
Molecule: messenger RNA, 2190 nt
Organism: Ustilaginoidea virens
Lineage: Eukaryota; Fungi; Ascomycota; Sordariomycetes; Hypocreales; Clavicipitaceae
Exons: 4
Coding region: 1-2190 (729 amino acids)
Biological process (GO): regulation of actin filament polymerization
Molecular function (GO): protein binding
Source: RefSeq, a predicted model, not a curated record